Messenger RNA from Helobdella robusta, 429 nucleotides. RefSeq lists its product as hypothetical. Lineage: Eukaryota; Metazoa; Annelida; Clitellata; Rhynchobdellida; Glossiphoniidae. The coding region runs from base 1 to 429 and encodes 142 amino acids. The transcript has a single exon. The record is from RefSeq and is a predicted model, not a curated record.
AUGACAACUCCAAAUGGCAACAUCAAAACAGAAGAACAAAAGAAUGGCUCUAAACCAAAAAAGCAGCACAAAAAUAUUUUCUAUAAAUUUUUUCUCAAAAAGAAGUCUCAAAAAGUAACAAACAGUUGUAAAGAGACAAAGGAGUCACCAUCUUGUAAUUUUUGUGAGUCUUUAACAUGUGUAACACAAUCUAAAAACAAAAAUUAUAAUAUUGACACCAAUAUUGAAGUAAGCAUUGGUGAUGAAUCGAGUGAUUUGCAACAAUCGACAAAUACUUUGAAAAAGGCUAACAAUUUAUUUUUUGAGUCUUCAUCUUGCCACAACUUAGAUUCAACUGAACAAUCUACUUUACCUCUCCGAGACGAUUCUUUCCAGCAUGAAGGCAAUAUAAGCUUCAAAAUAGCUUCACCAGUUGAGCCUAUCAAGUAG